CUGAUUGCAAUGCCGUUCUUAAAGCUCUACAGCCCAUUUUUCAGGAGCAGGGAAUGACAGAAACAGUUCAUAACUGGGAAGACCAUGGUUAUUUAGCAACCUACAUCAAAAAAAAUGGCAGUUUUGCCAAUUUGAGAAUUCACCCUCAUGGAUUAGUGUUGGUGGAUCUGCAGAGCUACAAUGAUCAUAUUAAAGGAAGAGAGGAAGUUGAUCAGCUUCUAAACAAAGUAGAAGAAAGAAUGAAAGAACUGUUUCAUGGUAAUAUAAAAAGGGUGAAACGGUUGCCAGCCAUUUUGAGAGGAGGUGUCAUUGAUAGAUACUGGCCCACAGCUGAUGGGCGCCUGGUGGAGUAUGACAUAGAUGAAGUUGUUUAUGAUGAAGAUUCACCUUUUCAGAAUAUUAAAAUUCUACAUUCAAAACAGUUUGGGAAUAUUCUUAUCCUCAGUGGGGAUGUUAAUUUGGCAGAAAGUGACCUGGCAUAUACUAAAGCCAUAAUGGGCAGUGGAAAGGAAGACUACACUGGGAAAGAAGUGCUAAUCCUAGGAGGUGGUGAUGGAGGUAUACUAUAUGAGAUAGUCAAACUGAAGCCAAAGAUGGUUACUAUGGUAGAGAUUGACCAAAUGGUGAUUGACGGGUGUAAAAAGUACAUGCGUAAAACAUGCGGAGAUGUCUUAGACAAUCUGAAAGGAGAGUGCUACCAGGUUCUAAUUGAAGACUGUAUUCCCGUACUGAAGAGGUAUGCCAAAGAAGGGAGAAUGUUUGAUUAUGUAAUUAAUGAUCUGACAGCUGUUCCAAUCUCCACAUCUCCAGAAGAAGAUUCCACAUGGGAAUUUCUGCGGUUGAUUCUUGACCUCUCAAUGAAAGUUCUGAAACAAGAUGGAAAAUACUUCACACAGGGAAACUGUAUAAAUCUGACUGAUGCCUUGACUCUGUAUGAAGAACAGCUUAGCAGGCUUUAUUGUCCUGUGGAGUUCUCAAAAGAAACAGUGUGCGUUCCCUCCUACAUGGAAUUAUGGGUAUUCUACACUAUUUGGAAGAAGCAAACUGACAUCUGAACAUCAAGAUUGAGAUUAUCCUAAAUGUACAUGCUGCAUGGAGCAUAUAGGCCUACCACAUGCUGCAUAUUGGCAUCUUGAACCUUUAAAUUAUAUGCUGUAGAUGAUCCUGAAACUUAGUCAUGCUAUUGAUUGUGAAUUCUUUAAAUGUUUUUUUAUUAUUAUUUUAAUUUAAAAGCAAAUGGAAAAUGUAUAUUUUGACGAGCUAGGGUGUUAUUUUUGAAAGUCAACUUAAAGAUGAAUAAGCAGCAAAACUAUAUAGCUGCUGACUGCACUGAACCUUUAGAAUGUGAUCCUUUUUAUUUUUUUGUAGAUCUUCACAAACUGAUUGAUUAAAAAAGACAUCUUUAGCAUUUCAUCCCUGAAGGGUGGUCCAUGGAGUUUGUUUUUGUUUUUUCCAACAGAUUUUUCAUCUGUGGUGCUUUUCAAGGUUGGAGAGGGUUUUUGUUUGGUUUUGGUUUUUAUUUAGUUUUUUAAAUGAACAAUGCAGUGCUUCCAUAUAGAGAAGGGCAUAAUUAAAAAGAAAAAUUUCGUUUAUUUACUCUAGUUUCAUUCAUCAUAAUCUCUGCUGCAGGAGAAGAAUCUUUGACCUUUCACCUCCUGGAAUUCUUUGGCUACUGCCAUAUUGAUUAUUUGGAUUCUGAUAUGGAUUUAACAGUGGGUUAUAGCGGCACUUUGAACUGUUUAAGCAUGAGGAUCAAAGCUGGUUUUCCAUCCCACCACAAGGCAAGAAAUUGAGUGCAGUGAGGUUUUCUCACUCUCCCCAGCCUUAUGGGAAGCAUUAGAUUUCUGAAGCAAAGGUUGCUUUAGAGGGUGAAGAAAUGUGGAUGUGACCCAUCUUUAUGUGCCCCUGUAUUGAAUGUUUUGAGGCUUCAGUAGGGGAAGUCUUAGUCGUAUUGCCACAGAUUGACCAUGUUGUGCGAGGUUCUUGCUGAAUUAGAUUCACUUUCAGUAUAAAAAUCAGUGGAAGCUAAGAUUGCAUUGUAGUUCCUCCGAAAGACAAAGCAUUUUUCUUAAGCAGUUUCUCAUGUUGUCUAAAGUUAUAUUUUUGUAAGAAUUUGCUAUGUGUUGACUAAAACAUUUAUUUCAGUGUUUAAAAAUCCCACUUGAAAAUAGAUAGGAAGGAUAUAACCAUUCUGUGCAUUUCUGUAUUUUUCCGGGAUAGAAUAAAAACUGCACUAUUUCCCUAAACACUCUAAUCCUGAAAAAUAAUGAUUUUUUUCCAUUCAAUACCUAGUAUCAGCAUUUUCUUAGUUUUAUUGGAGAGAGUUGAUUUGCCCUCCCAAGAUACUGUUAAUGAAUAAAAAAAAAAAAAGCUAUCCUUAAUCUGUAUUCUUAAACCAUACAUAAAGAAAAAUUUUAUUGCAUCCCACAUAUAUAAACUGUUCAUGGAAUCCAAGUAGCCUCUCUAGAAUUCCAGAUUGAUACCAGAAAACUUGCAAAAAUUUGCUCUUUGUUUGGUCUAUAAUUGGUGUAUAAUUGUUAAAAUAUUUUCAGUUGGGAGUGCCCAUAGAAACAUUCUUCAGUCUUGCUGUUUUAAAUUAUUGCAGUUAAUUCUCCAGUAUACAUGGGGCAUAGUUCUUCCUUGGCCUACAGCUUAUGCAUCCCUAAAUACUCCCAAAGAGCAGAGCUUCCCUCUAAAAGGGAGAAAAGUGCAUUUCCCUGAGGUUUUUAGCUCUGUUGUGUGCAUCCCAGAAAAUACCUUUAUAGUAUUACCUGUAACCUAGUAGUGACCCUUCAUUUAUGAUACAGGACUGCAAUCAGUAUAUUGUAUAGCUGCAAAUGAGUGCAGGUGUCCUAUAAACAGAUAGGUGUAUCCAUAAGUUUGCAAGCAUGAAUAUCUCCAUUGAUUCUUAGUGUGAUUACUCAUGUAGGUGAAAUUAAGCACACAGGCACUCACUGGGACAGAGCCUACAGCGUCUGUGUUCCCAGGUGAGCCUGGCAGAUGUACAAAUCAGUCACAACAAGUGGAGGUGGCUUGUUUUUUAGCAAGGAAACUUGUGAACUGGAAGAUGACUUGAUCUACUUGCUGUACCAAGGCUUGUACUUCCCUUUAGCAUCACUGCUCAGGGCUGCCUGAGCACAGAGAGCACUUGGGUGUGCAGGGAUGUUCUCUAAUGAUUCCCAGAUUGACCAGGGGACCUGAAUCGCAUAUUAAUAGGUGAGAGGCAGCAGUGCUUGCAAACUUUUUCUUUUCAACUGAUUAAAUUAAAAAAAAAAAGAGAGAGUUGGAGGAAUUAUUUUUAUUCUUUAAACUUUUUUUAAAUGUAGUUUUUUUGAAGUGAUAGAUGUAGUAUAAAGCAAUUCAGCAAACACUGAACAUUAUAUUUUUUUAAGUUGCUGAAUUGAUUUUGAGCAAAUAUAUACACACUGUCGAUCCUUAUUUAUUUGUUGCUGUAGUGUAGAUUUUUUUAAAAGAAAAACAAGUCUGUAUUAGAAUUUUCAAAUGCAAACUGCUACAGCUGAUGGGUUUUCCAUGUUUAAGGCCAGUUGGGAAAUAGCUAGGAUUGCUGCACUAUGUAUGCAAACAGUUCCCAAGAUACGGUUAACAUUAGAGGUUUCUUAAUUAUUCUUUGCACUAAAUGCUGCUUCCACCUAGAAGUUACUUGAUUGAUAGUAGUUUGUGCAAGGAGAAGACUGCUGGCGUUGUAUCUACUGCAUCAGUGCAGUGCACAUGUUAAAAUAAAGGUACGCUGUUAUUA
Messenger RNA from Manacus vitellinus (golden-collared manakin), 3757 nucleotides. RefSeq names its product spermine synthase (gene SMS). The coding region runs from base 54 to 1055 and encodes 333 amino acids. Gene Ontology annotation, biological process: spermine biosynthetic process. The record is from RefSeq and is a predicted model, not a curated record. Gene Ontology annotation, molecular function: spermine synthase activity. The transcript is spliced from 10 exons. Lineage: Eukaryota; Metazoa; Chordata; Aves; Passeriformes; Pipridae.